Cavia porcellus (domestic guinea pig) is the source of this 716-nucleotide messenger RNA. RefSeq lists its product as uncharacterized. Lineage: Eukaryota; Metazoa; Chordata; Mammalia; Rodentia; Caviidae. The coding region runs from base 54 to 716 and encodes 220 amino acids. The record is from RefSeq and is a predicted model, not a curated record. The transcript has 4 exons.
GCGCACACCCAGAGGAGUCUGAGCUCGGCUGUCCUGAGCCGUCAUGGUGCCAAAUGUCCAUCUCCGUCUCAACGGCCUCGAACAACAUAAAGAUGAGCUCCGAGCUGUCUGCAGGACUCUGGGGUUUGGCACAGGGAAGCAUUCCCGGACAUGACACUACGACACACCACCAGAAGUCCUGCUUCACCGUGGAGCUUGCCGAUGCCCCUAGAUCAGCCGUCCACUGCGUUGAGCUCCCCAGCACUGCGACAGGGUGCAGUGCUGCUUGCGACACUGGUGUCCCCACACAAGCAGCUGCCCGAGGCCCAUCUGGCCCUCGUGUGGACCUGGUGCCGCCUCCCUACCCAGUGGGCUCCAGCUCUGCAGCUGUGCAGAGGCAUCUCAUCUACACCCCGCAGUCUGCAGGGGACCCCUUUGGAGCCCUCACCUCUUCCUUUAGAGGAGGACCUGUGACAUCUUGGACGGUCACUCUAGGCAGCAGGAGAGCAGCCCGAAGGCUCCUCGGAGACGGGAGGGACCUGCUGCUGCGGAACGCACCCUCCACACGCCCAGUGCCCACCUGGCAUGAGGCCUCUUUCCUGCAGUCCCAGCCAGGCCACAGUGACUACAGGGAAGGAGUGACUGUGGCCAGGGCCUUGUGUGACCCUGCAGGCCAGCCUGAGAACCCUGACUGUGUUCUGAGGGUGCAGGGGCCCCCUGAGCUCAUGGAGACCUGA